UAAUUUUGUAAUAAUGGAGGACAUGAGACAAGCAAUCAGAAACCAAGGCGAUGUGGCUUUGGCCUUCACAAAGCGGAUUCUUCUCCAAGAAAAGGAAGAAGCCGACAACUCCAACGUGGUGGUGUCGCCAUUGUCCAUCCAUUUGGUGCUCAGCCUUGUGGCUGCUGGUUCCAGUGGCUUCUUCUUGGAUCAGCUUCUGUCCUUCCUUAAAUUCAGCUCCCUUCACCAACUCAACCAAUUUGCUGCUCAAAUCGCAUCCAUCGUCUUGGCCGAUGGCUCUUCCAGCGGCGGACCUCGCCUCGCCUUUCCCAAUGGAGUUUGGGUUGAGCAAUCACUUCCUCUCAAGCAUUCUUUCGAACACCUUGUUCACAAUGUCUAUGAAGCUAAUCUCUGUCCCGUCGAUUUCAGGACUAAGUUUAAUGAAGUGACCUCGGAAGUGAAUUCAUGGGCUGAGAGACACACAAAUGGGCUCAUCACAGACAUUCUUCCCAAUGGUUCGGUUACUCGUCUGACCAGACUCAUCCUUGCAAAUGCACUUUACUUCAAGGGCUCUUGGAAGCAAAAAUUCAAACCUUCAGAAACCCAAAAUCAAGAAUUUCAUCUUCUCAAUGGAACCACCAUUGAAGUCCCCUUUAUGAGCAGCCAAGAAGAGCAGUAUAUAGCUGCUUUUGAUGGCUUCAAAGUUCUUGCAUUGCCUUACCAACAAGGAUUCGACCAACGUCAUUUCUCCAUGUACUUCUUUCUCCCAGACGCCAAAGAUGGAUUACCAUCUUUAAUUCAAAAACUCAAUUCUCAAUCCGGGUUCAUCGACAACCACAUCCCGUACAAUCGAGUUCGAGUUGGCAAAUUCAAAGUCCCAAAAUUUAAAUUUUCAUUUGAGCUCGAAGUUUCUGAUACUUUGAAGGGGUUUGGAUUGACAGUACCUUUAGCUGGGUUGUCAGAAAUGUUGGAGUGUGAAAAAACAAGUGGAGAGCUUUAUGUUAAGGAUAUAUUUCAUAAGUCAUUUGUUGAGGUUAAUGAAGAAGGGACGGAAGCUGCAGCAGUUACGGUUGUUGUUGCUGAAAUUCAGUGUUUGCGUUUGCCUUCUAAAAGUAUAAUGGACUUUGUGGCUGAUCAUCCAUUCUUGUUUGCUAUUAGAGAAGACAGAACAGGAACUUUGCUUUUUGUUGGGCAGAUGGUAAACCCUCUUAAUUAACUACUCUUUACUUUGAAAUUUAAUUUCACUGCUAUGUGUGAAUGUAACUUUGUAAUAGUAAUGUUGUUCUUUAAGAAAAAAGUUUGUAUUGCAGUAAUAAUAUGAUAUAUACUGUUGUAUUCCAACAAGGUUCUCUUUCAAA
This is a messenger RNA of Cucumis melo (muskmelon), 1337 nucleotides long. RefSeq names its product serpin-ZX-like. The coding region runs from base 14 to 1195 and encodes 393 amino acids. Gene Ontology annotation, molecular function: serine-type endopeptidase inhibitor activity. NCBI's taxonomy places the organism in Eukaryota, Viridiplantae, Streptophyta, Magnoliopsida, Cucurbitales, Cucurbitaceae. The record is from RefSeq and is a predicted model, not a curated record. The transcript has 2 exons.